AUGGAUUUGCCUCAAGAAUUUCCAAAAGAGACAGGAGACUCCUCCUACCACUGUGAUAUCUGUGGAGAGAGGUCGUAUCACUGUGAUUUCUGUGGAAAAUCAUUCUUUCAAAAAGUUCAUUUACAUUCUCACAGACGUACUCAUACCGGAGAGAAACCUUAUCGCUGUGAUAUCUGUGGUGAAUCGUUCGCUGCUAGAACUACUUUAAUUAAGCACAAAUACAUUCAUACAGGAGAGAAACCUUACCAGUGUGAUAUUUGCAGUAAAUCAUUCACAGAUAGAAGUGCAUUAAGAGGCCAUAAACGUGUUCAUACAGGGGAAAAACCAUAUCAAUGUGACGUCUGUGCUAAAUCAUUCUCUCAAGCAAGGAAAAAACUAUAUCACUGUGAUAUUUGUGGUAAAUCAUUCUCAGGAACUACUGACUUGACGAUACACAGCAAACGUAUUCACACAAAAGAGAAAUCAUAUACCUGUGAUAUCUGUGGUAAAUCAUACACUAGUAAAAAUGCAUUAACUGUUAAUAAAUGUAUUCACACAGGAGAAAAGCCAUACCGAUGUGAUAUCUGCGGGAAAUCAUUCUCUCAAAAUAAUCAAUUUAGAAAUCAUAAACUAACUCACAAAGGAGAGAAACCAUUCCAUUGUGAUGUCUGUGGGAAAUCGCUCUCUAGCAAGCAGGCUCUAACAAAGCAUUCGCGUCUUCAUUCUGGUGAUAGGCCAUAUCACUGUGAUAUCUGUGGUAAACCAUUCUCUGAAACAGGUGAUUUAACUGAACAUAAAUUGACUCAUACUGGAAAAAAGCUGCAUCCCUGUGAUAUCUGUGGUAAAUCAUACACUAGUAGAAAUAUAUUAACUUCUCAUAAACGUGUUCAUACAGGAGUAAAGCCUUUCCACUGUAAUAUCUGUGGUAAAUCGUUCCUAAAGAAUUAUCUCUUAACUAAACAUAAAUACACUCAUACAGGAGAGAAACCAUAUGAUUGUAACAUCUGCGGUAAAUCUUUCUCUGAGGCAGGUUAUUUAACUGUUCAUAGUCGUACUCAUACAGGAGACAAACCCUAUAAGUGUGAUAUUUGUGGUAAAUCUUUCUCCCAAAAUUGUAAUCUAACUAAGCACAACCACAUUCAUACAGGAGAAAAACCAUAUCAGUGUAAUAUAUGUGGUAUAUCAUUCUCCUUAAGUACUGCUUUAAGUAGUCACAAAUACAUUCAUACAGGUAAAAAACUAUAUCACUGUGACAUCUGUGGCAAAUCAUUUUCUCAUAGUUGUGCUUUAACUAAACACAAACUAACAAACAUAUUCACACAAGUGUUGAAUCAAUUUAAUUACGAUAUCUGUGGUAAAUUAUUCUCUCAUGGAAAUACCUUAACUACUCACAGGUACGAUUGUACAGGUGAGAAACCAUUUCACUCCAAUAUCAGUGUCACUUGUAUUAUCCAACAUAUUCCAUUACUUUUGACUCCUUGUUCAAUCAGCUUCAACUCUUUAUCUGAUUAUUUACCAAAUAAUUAUUAUCACUGCACCAUUUAUAGCCAUUUAUAA
Molecule: messenger RNA, 1536 nt
Organism: Octopus bimaculoides (California two-spot octopus)
Lineage: Eukaryota; Metazoa; Mollusca; Cephalopoda; Octopoda; Octopodidae
Biological process (GO): regulation of DNA-templated transcription
Molecular function (GO): DNA-binding transcription factor activity, RNA polymerase II-specific; RNA polymerase II cis-regulatory region sequence-specific DNA binding
Source: RefSeq, a predicted model, not a curated record